Molecule: messenger RNA, 1736 nt
Organism: Fimicolochytrium jonesii
Lineage: Eukaryota; Fungi; Chytridiomycota; Chytridiomycetes; Spizellomycetales; Powellomycetaceae
Exons: 2
Coding region: 369-1520 (383 amino acids)
Source: RefSeq, a predicted model, not a curated record
UGAUCAUUUGUGCAGGCCGGUUGAUAACACAGCCAUCAACCAAAAGUGUGUUGUGAGGCCCAAGGCCGCUGAGAAUUGCUACAUUUUCCCACGCCAUCAACUAUAUUCAAAGGAAUUGUCCUUCGGACAUACUGUACAUAUAGGAACUGCCGUUCGUUCCCACUGUUAGGGAGCAUAGCAUAGUUUUGACCAGCAGAUCUCAAGCAACGGCAUUCCGACAAGCACUAAAGCGACUCCUCGGCUUUCGUAGCAAGACUGCAAGGAGGUGACCCGCUACUGGAGGCUUCUAUAUCGCUAGAUACACUCGUCGCUAGAUAAGAACCGGCAUUUUCCCACCCUUCCGGACCAACGAUCAGCUACUCACAGUUAUGCGAACGGCCUUCGCUACGUCUGGCUCGAUGUCUCGAGCUCUAGCGCUCUCAAUCGUUGCCCUUAUGGGUGCCGCCGAUGCUCAACUCCCGGAUCUGGGUACCAACGGUGCCGUUGGAGAGGGCACGCCAUUCGCACUGCCGACCGUAAACAAUGCGCUUUGGUACGGGAUAUUCGCCGUCGCAGGGGUUACGAUUCUGAUUCUUUUGUGCUUGUGCAUCUGUAACUGUCGAACCAAGAAAGCACCUGAUGUCAAUAGAUCAGCGACGCUGAAUCGCAGAGGUACUACUGCUAGCACCCUCAACCGCCAUGUCUCACUGCCUGCUGGCACCCUCAGCCGACCGAAAUCUCGCUUCGAGUCACUCCCUGAACAGCGGGCACAGCACGAUGUAGAAGCUAUCGCUUCUGCCAAUGAAUUCGUUCAAGCAAACAAUGGGAAGAGAGAGUUCCGCGUCAUCAAGGUUCACGUGAAACAAGCCUCAGACGAAAUGAACCUCGUAGUGAACGACUCGGUCGUUCUCUCUGCCGUUUAUGCGGACCUGUGGGCUUCCGGCGUGUCGAAGCGGUCCGGCGGUCCGUAUUUCUUUCCCCUGGUCUGCUUAGGUGGCAGCGUACCUCGAGUCCUCAUAAAUCGAAUGGAGAAGGGAAAGGGACCGAUGGUUGACACUCGAUUCUCACCACGCCCCAUCCGUGAUCCGAGACAGCUACCGGCUCCCAUACCCCAAGCAUCAAGCUCAGCAAACCCACCUUACAAUUACGGGGCACCGACCGGAAGCUACCCUCGACCACCGUAUAAUUCCAUGCAACAGCCGUCCAGCUCCGGGCAACAACCAUACAGCCCCGGGCAACAGUACCCUCCUUACCCAGGGAUGCCCGUGUACGCUGCCAGGCCCGGUCCCUCAUACGCUUCCGGCUCCGGUCCCUCGUACUCCAACACGUCAUACUCCAACACGUCGUAUGGCUCACCACCGUCAAUGGUAGCCCCACCGCCGCCCAGUGGCGUCCCAUACGGAUAUGCCAGUUACGACUCCUUCGCAAGCCCCGCGGGACCUUCCGGACCAGGCGCCCCAGCGGUUGCGCAGGCGAAUCUCGCACGAGUUCCCACAAGGCCAACUCAAAGCAUUUACUCCGAUGUUGCACCGAAGCAGUAGAUCCCCGUUAAGAACAUAUCAUUUGCGUUCUCUCCGACAGCACGUUGGUAGCAAUUUUAUCUUUUGGAGGUCAUGUGGGUGGCAGGCACACCUCAUCCCCUUUUCUGUAAAUCCGGACGAUGAACGGCGUAGCUGAUCAUUUGGCAUGACAUCGUUUUUGAAUUGGCGAGACACUUCUCUCUGUAUCUGUAUCUAGAUUGUAUUUAGAAUUUGAAA